Molecule: messenger RNA, 1584 nt
Organism: Penicillium cinerascens
Lineage: Eukaryota; Fungi; Ascomycota; Eurotiomycetes; Eurotiales; Aspergillaceae
Exons: 2
Coding region: 1-1584 (527 amino acids)
Source: RefSeq, a predicted model, not a curated record
AUGGAUUCGACACCGGUCUCUGUCCUCGACGAGGACAAGUACCGGACGGAGGUCCUGCGCCUGGACUCGUCAGAAGCGGAACAAGCGCGGGCGCAACAGCUUUCGGACGAGGCACGGCAGUUGGGUCUGAACGUGCCGGAGAUCGAUGCUUCGGCACCGUUAGCCGCCUCGAUCGACUCUGGAAUGGUCGAUCUCUCCUCGCCCGUGCUGUCCUCGGGGUCUUCGACCGACCGAAAUUCCGCCUACGACGGAUCCAUUACCCCGUCCCACGAACCCUCCUCUCCCACCGCGCUCCCGCUCGACCAGGUCGUUUCGUCGCUGUCGGACAUAACACUCGCUUCAGCGCGCGCGAAGCCGGGCAGCACGCGCUCCCUCGCUUCUUUCUCUACUCGGCCUACUUCAUUCUGUUCAAGCGAGAGUCGGACGCUCCCCAGUGGGUAUGGAAGUCAUAACGAUGGCCUGGCGGCUAAUCCGAACCGGAUGUCAAUGCUCAGCGUUGCGUCUGCCGACCAGAAGGAAAGGCGGCGUAGCAGCUUGGUAAACGCCAUUGGGCGCAUCCAGUUUCGCAAGAAGCGUCCCUCGAGUGUGGUUAUCCCGCCCAAUGCUCAAAUUAGUGUCUCCAAGGGUGAGACGGGGCUCGAUCGAGCCUAUCUCGAGACCAAGCGAGAAUCCCCAACCAGCCACGAUGUAUACCAACGACCCGCCACUGCCGUCGAGUCUCUGCCCAAACUAGAGAUCCCUAUAUUCGACAAGGAAGCAAUGCAAAGAAGCGUGGAUGACCAGGAGCUUAACGAGAUGCUCGAUCGCCAUCGCGUGGAGCGUGACCGCCACAUCGCAUUCCAAGAAGCCGCUCUCAGUAUCCUCCGGCGCCGACACCAGACAGCCGUUUCCGAGCGUCAGUUCGAGAACAAGUGUCUGGAAAAGGAGAAAGAGGAAAAUAACACGGCGGCAGCUAUCCGAAUCGAAGAACGCCAACUUGCAGUCGAAGUCGAACAACAGCGAGAAUUUGACCGGGACAAGAUGAACUCGCGCACUCGCAUCAAGCACAUGGAGGGCUACCUCCGCAACGCAAGCCCCCCACAUUCUCCAGCCGGCGCAGCGCAGCGGUCUUCCGAGUCAUUCUCAGGAUCCGACUCAACGCCGCCGGCACGCCGCUUCACUCGGCAGCACAAAGAACAGCUGGAACAACAGUACCACGAUCACGAGUCUUUGGACGCUCUGCACGAGGCACGGAUCAAGGUUCUUCGGGAACGUCAAGAGCUCAAGCUGCAGGAAGCUAUCGAACGCAUGGAGCACGAGCUCGAAGAUCUAAUUGAACAGCAUGCAAAGAACGUCGAAGCGCUGCAGACCGAACACCGCAACGAAGAAAUCUCUUUGCUGCGGGCUAUGGACGCAAAGAAAAGAGAUCUGCGCCACCGCUGGCAUCUGGAAGAGGCCAUUUUGCGCCGCCAACUCGAGACCCGCAAUGGUCAACUAUACGGCCCACUGCCUCCGAUCCCAUUCAGUGGAUCUACUACAGAGACUCAAGGCUCGACCAUCGUCAUACCCGAGUCGUCCCCCCUCGGCGCUGGAGAUACGAAAUAA